Molecule: messenger RNA, 1840 nt
Organism: Nycticebus coucang (slow loris)
Lineage: Eukaryota; Metazoa; Chordata; Mammalia; Primates; Lorisidae
Gene: B3GAT2
Product: beta-1,3-glucuronyltransferase 2
Exons: 4
Coding region: 536-1507 (323 amino acids)
Biological process (GO): chondroitin sulfate proteoglycan biosynthetic process; carbohydrate metabolic process
Cellular component (GO): Golgi membrane
Molecular function (GO): galactosylgalactosylxylosylprotein 3-beta-glucuronosyltransferase activity
Source: RefSeq, a predicted model, not a curated record
GCGCAGGCUUCGGCUGCGGCGCGCGAGCAGAGCCGGGGGCUCGCCAUCCGCGGCGUCCGCUCCCAGUCCUCGCCUCCCGGUCCGGAAUGUGAGGAAGCAGAGCCCUUGCGCCUGUCUCCCGCCCUCGAAGGUGUCCCAGAGAGCAACUGGGGCCCCGAGGCUGGAGCCGCUUUGCGGGCAGCACCGCGGGACUGGAGCAGCGCGGCGCCCCGGUGGCGAUUCCGGGCUCCCACUCUUCGGAAAGAGCGCGGUGGGGAUCAACGCCUUCCCUGCUCUCGCCACAACUCCUGCGCCCGCGGCGCACGGCCGCACGAGUCCUGCUUUCCGCCAGCUCCCCAGAGUGGAGGGCAGCCCUGCCCGCCCGCCUGCACUCCCCACGCGCAGGCGGUGAGCCCCGCGGGCAGCACCUCCGGCCCCAUGGACAGCGCCCCGGCCGCGGCUUCCUGAGCGCCCGCACCGCUGCCGUCCAGGCUGCGCACUGGGGCCGCUGGCUCAUCCCACUCUGGGGUGUCCGAGAGCCCGGAAAGCGCGCAGCAUGAAGUCCGUGCUGUUCAGUCGCUUCUUCAUUCUACUGCCCUGGAUCCUGAUUGUCAUCAUCAUGCUCGACGUGGACACGCGCAGACCGGCGCCCCCGCUCACCCCGCGCCCCUACUUCUCUCGCUAUGCAGUCGGCCGCGGGGGCGCCCGUCUCCAGCUCCGCAGGGGCGGUUCAGCGCGCGGUGCCGAAAAGCGCAACGAGUCUGGGCCUCUGGUGCAGCCGGAGUCUCGGCUGCCCACCAUCUAUGCCAUCACGCCCACCUACAGCCGCCCGGUGCAGAAAGCGGAGCUGACCCGCCUGGCGAACACGUUCCGCCAGGUGGCGCAGCUGCACUGGAUCCUGGUGGAGGACGCGGCGGCGCGCAGCGAGCUGGUGAGCCGCUUCCUGGCGCGGGCCGGGCUGCCCAGCACGCACCUGCACGUGCCCACGCCGCGGCGCUAUAAGCGGCCGGGGCUGCCGCGCGCCACCGAGCAGCGCAACGCCGGCCUCGCCUGGCUGCGCCAGAGGCACCAGCAUCAGCGCGCGCAGCCCGGUGUGCUCUUCUUCGCCGACGACGACAACACCUACAGUCUGGAGCUCUUCCAGGAGAUGCGAACCACACGCAAGGUCUCUGUCUGGCCUGUGGGCCUGGUUGGUGGGCGACGCUAUGAACGUCCAUUGGUGGAAAAUGGCAAAGUCGUUGGUUGGUACACCGGCUGGAGAGCAGACAGGCCUUUUGCCAUCGACAUGGCAGGAUUUGCUGUAAGUCUUCAAGUCAUCCUGUCCAACCCGAAAGCUGUAUUUAAGCGCCGUGGAUCCCAGCCAGGGAUGCAAGAAUCUGACUUUCUAAAACAGAUAACGACAGUAGAAGAGCUGGAACCCAAAGCAAGCAACUGCACCAAGGUGCUCGUGUGGCACACACGGACAGAGAAGGUUAAUCUAGCCAAUGAGCCAAAGUACCACCUGGACACAGUGAAAAUCGAGGUGUAAAAUGGAGGCGACACCUGGUGCCGUUUGCCUGGCAGUGGGUAGGAUGAGGACGAGGACGUGUGGAGUGGAGGCUGCAGAGCCUUCAGGUACUGUUCAUUUUCCUUCAGUUGGGCAGCCUUUCACGCCAGCUGACGGACGUCUGUUUCACCAGUGCUUGUAAGGUACCAGGAGCCGCCUGGACGGUACAGACGCUCGUGUCGUCCUCCCUUGCUGUGCAUGUCCUCCCUACCACUAAGUUGGACAAUUUCUGUACAGUACAGUUCUGGACACUGCAAAAUACCAUUCUGAGUAUCUUACCUGCUUUCUUCCCGGCCCCCAUCUAGCCUUACACUU